AAUUCCCCGCCCCCCCAGCCGGAGGACAUUUUUAACAAUGAACAACCCCUCCGGAAACGAGUGGCUGGUGUUCACUCAAAGCAUGAUGUGACUUACUUCAAAACGUUUCCAAAGAGAAAGCGAACUGGCAGACGUUCAGAAUGGCACAGAGCUUUUUAAUGGAGGUGUGUGUGGACUCCGUGGAGUCUGCUGUGAAUGCUGAGAGAGGAGGUGCAAGUCGGCUUGAGUUGUGUUCAAGCCUCUUGGAGGGAGGGCUCACCCCCAGUUUAGGCCUUCUGCACGUAGUAAAGCAGUACAUCAAAAUCCCAGCCUAUGUGAUGGUACGGCCUCGAGGGGGAGACUUCCUUUAUUCAGGUCAGGAGGUGGAGGUGAUGAGGAAGGACAUAGAGCUGAUGAAGAGCCAAGGAGCUGAUGGUCUAGUUCUGGGUGCCCUGACAGAGGAUGGUCUGGUGGACGCAGAACUCUGCAUGGAGCUACUGGCUGCUGCUCGUCCUCUGCCUGUGACCUUCCACCGUGCUUUUGACAUGGUUCACGACCCAGCAGUUGCUCUGGAGACUCUAAUAUCGUUAGGGUUCGAACGCGUGUUGACAAGUGGCUGCGACAGCUCAGCUUUGGAGGGGCUGCAUGUCAUUAAACGUCUCAUUGAUCAAGCCAAAGACAGAAUAAUUGUUAUGCCAGGAGGGGGCAUCACAGAGAGGAACCUGCAGAGAAUACUAGAAGGGUCGGGGGCUCAGGAGUUUCACUGCUCGGCUCGCUCCAGCAGAGACUCGGCAAUGAAAUUCAGGAACACCUGCGUGACAAUGGGAGCCACGUUGUCGGCACCUGAGUACGGCCUGAAGGUGGCAGACGUGAGCAAAGUUCGGAGUCUAAACGCGAUAGCCAAAAACACCUUGUGAUACCUCAAAUGUAAUCAACAACGAUCAUGCCAACGUGUUGCCAUUUAUUUUCAUACGUACAUUAAACGUGCCUCAAAAUUUUAUUUUAGAUUUAUUAACGAAGAAUUACAAUUUAAGUGGCGCUCUUGGUGUUGUUGCUCAUGAGUGAUGUCCUGAUGCAUCUCAGUAAUCCAGGUAAAAAA
Austrofundulus limnaeus is the source of this 1078-nucleotide messenger RNA. It is a transcript of the gene cutc, whose product is annotated as cutC copper transporter homolog (E. coli). Lineage: Eukaryota; Metazoa; Chordata; Actinopteri; Cyprinodontiformes; Rivulidae. The record is from RefSeq and is a predicted model, not a curated record. Gene Ontology annotation, molecular function: copper ion binding. Bases 141 to 896 code for a protein of 251 amino acids. The transcript is spliced from 9 exons.